AAGUACAAAAGUGAGGCCAAGAUGUAUAAAUUACUGGGAGAAAAAAGAAGAAGAAAACAUUUUUUUAAAAUGUGUUUUUAGUUAAACCAAUCUCAAACCUGCUUUUGCAUUUUUUUCCUAGAAGGCAGAUUGCACUUUACACCGUCCACGUUGUCAUGGGACCAUGUGAAAAAGGAGUUUAAAUGCAGGGGGGCAAGACAGAAGAAAUUGAGGCAACAGUGGAACACUGUCUGGGAGAGAGCACCAUGUGAAGCCAGUGACCUGAACGCAAGAAAGUUUACCUUGUCAUUGAGCAGCCAUUUCAUUUAAAAAAGUAAAGGUCAAGACUACAUUAAACUGAAACUUUGGGAAUCUGUCACGAUGAACUUGAUAAACAGUAGCAUUGACAGAGUCCUCAUCGACAACGAUGGAGGCCUCUCGGGCAAUAGCAGCAUGAGCAACACAACCACUUUCAGAGCCAUGAACAUGACCAUAAACUUUCUGAGCCUUGCCAUUGUCUUCAUCACAAUGAUUUCGCUUGGUUGCACCAUGGAGAUCUCCAAAAUCAAGGCCCACAUCCUUAAACCCAAAGGUGUGGCUAUUGCGUUGCUGGCCCAGUUCUUCAUCAUGCCCCUCUCUGCCUUCUGUCUGGCUAAAGUCUUGCAGAUGGAUCCCAUUAAGGCAGUGACUGUGCUGAUUUGUGGCUGCUGUCCAGGAGGGACCCUAUCAAACAUUUUUUCCCUCAUUGUGAAAGGUGACAUGAAUCUCAGCAUCGUCAUGACAACUUGCUCCACCUUUGCCGCUUUGGGUCUGAUGCCUUUGCUGCUCUGCAUCCUCUGCCAAGGCUUUCCCGGGCUGCAAAAAGCUGUGCCGUAUGUUGGCAUUGUCACCACCAUCCUCUGCACCCUGCUAGCCAGCACCAUUGGCAUUCUCAUCAAUCACUACAAACCAAAAUACUCACUGAUCGUGAAAAAAACUGGUCUGUGGAUUCUUCUGAUAUCCUCCAUCACUCUCUUCAUCUUGUCAGCCUACGUUGUAAAGGACGUCCUAUGGAUGAUUGUCAUGGCAGAUCUCCUCACUGCAGCUGCACUGAUGCCGUUGAUUGGCUUCACACUGGGAUAUGUCCUGUCUGUCAUUUGUAAGCUCAGCCCACAAUGCAGCAGAACCGUCUCCAUGGAAACGGGCUUUCAAAACAUCCAGCUGUGCACCGCCAUCCUGAAGGUGGCCUUUCCUGCUCAGGUCAUCGGCCCCAUGUUCCUCUUCCCUCUGAUUUACGUGGCGUUCCAAUGCAGCGAGGCUUUUCUCAUGGCCCUUUGUUUCACGUCGUACCGGACAUUAAAGCCACCAGCUGGGGAUAAAGACACAAACAAGUACGCUGAUGCCAAGCAAGAGGAGGAGAAAAAACAGCUAAAGCAGAAUCAGCAGUGGUCAGCUGAAGAAGACUACAGCAGAGAUGAAGAAUAAAUGCUUCAUUCUGUACUCAAGACUCGCUAGGUAUUUUAGAUUUUCUCUUUAACUCCGCCUGUAGAGACAAAACAACAUGGGAUUCAUGUAUUUAUAUAAUAGCUAAAGCAAUCAUUCCAUUUUAAUUAAAAAUAAUCUUUGUUAAUUCAUUUUUUAAAUUAGUUUCUCAGAUUUAACAUGAGUAAAAUUACAAUUUAAAAUUAAUGUGAGGAAAAAAAAGAAUGGACAAAGCUUUGGCAUGUCAAAUUAUAUUUAAUCAAACUGGUCGGAAUAUAUACAGAAUAAACAAAACUUAAACCUUUUUUUUAAAUAUUAAAAUACCAUCUUCACGAACAAAUCCAAAAAAUAAUUAAUUAAUCCAAAGAGUAAACUCAACAGGCAGUCAAAAAAAGAAAAAAAAA
Messenger RNA from Oryzias latipes (Japanese medaka), 1844 nucleotides. RefSeq names its product solute carrier family 10 member 1 (gene slc10a1). The record is from RefSeq and is a predicted model, not a curated record. Lineage: Eukaryota; Metazoa; Chordata; Actinopteri; Beloniformes; Adrianichthyidae. Gene Ontology annotation, molecular function: bile acid:sodium symporter activity. Gene Ontology annotation, cellular component: membrane. Gene Ontology annotation, biological process: bile acid and bile salt transport.